AUGCCGUCCCGCUGCCACAGCAACCAGACGGCCCAGAGCGGCGACAACACGUCCAACUCUGACCAGGCGCAGCUCCACAACAGCUGGGUGCUCAACAGCAACAUCCCCCUCGAGACCAGAUCUGCAUGCACCUUCUGGCCUCUGCCCAAGCUCAGCGAUUUGCACCUAUCCAAGUUCAGACAGCCCCAGGGUCUGCUCCUCCUGCCUCCCGCUGAGCUCCCCUCUCAUUUCCGCCAACAUUUCCUGUUCAAACAAGGCUCUGGUUCGUCGGCGCUCCUCUCUGGGGCGGGACAGGGUUACCCCCUCACCUCUGGGACGGUGUACUCUCCCCCUCCACGACCCCUCCCUCGCAGCAGUGUGACCCGCCCCCUCUUCACAUUCAACAAACCGCACCGCUGCUGCAACUGGAAGUGCACGGCCCUGUCGGCCUCUCUGCUCACGCUCACACUGGCGCUGCUCCUCACAUACGUCAUCGACCACAGCGGCUCGUUGUUCCUCUUCAACCUUGGCCCCAGCCUCGUCUUCCCUUCAGUGCCCCGGAGCAGACACCCCCGGCCAGUGAUCACCUCCGCCCUCGCACCAUCGGCUUGCCAGUUCAUUUCCCUCCUGUGGUGGCGCUCAAGGUCAAGGCGCAGAGCGGGGGGAUAA
Molecule: messenger RNA, 648 nt
Organism: Knipowitschia caucasica
Lineage: Eukaryota; Metazoa; Chordata; Actinopteri; Gobiiformes; Gobiidae
Source: the annotation of a GenBank genome assembly